This is a messenger RNA of Cololabis saira (Pacific saury), 3547 nucleotides long. RefSeq names its product NLR family CARD domain-containing protein 3-like. The record is from RefSeq and is a predicted model, not a curated record. Gene Ontology annotation, molecular function: protein binding. The transcript is spliced from 7 exons. Lineage: Eukaryota; Metazoa; Chordata; Actinopteri; Beloniformes; Belonidae. Bases 1 to 3168 code for a protein of 1055 amino acids.
AUGGUCCUGAUGUUUGUCUCCAUGAUUUCAGUCUGGUUGGGUCAUUCAUAUGAUCUUCUGUUCCAGCUGCUGGAAGACGACAUCGUCAUGUUUGUGAAGGACGAGCUGAAGAAGAUCCAGAAGGUUCUGAGUCCAGAUCACCCAGACUCUUCAGAGAGUCUGGAAGAGGAUGAAGAUGAAGAGCAGAAGAGCAUCAGAGAGGCAUUCAUGAAAAUAACAGUGAAGUUCUUGAGGAGGAGGAAGCAGGAGAAGCUGGCUGACCUCCUGCGGAGCAAUACCGUCGAUGCCAUUUGUCAAUCCAAACUCAAAGGUCACCUGCAGAAGAAGCACCAGCAUGUGUUUGAGGGGAUCACUAAAGCAGGAAAGACAACCCUUCUGGAGCAGAUCUACACGGAGCUCUACAUCACAGAGGGAGGGACCGGAGAGGUCAAUGAAGAACAUGAAGUCAGACAGAUUGAAGCAGCUUCCAGGAAACCAGAGGGAGCAGAAACAGCCAUUAGACAGGAAGACAUCUUUAAACCCCCACCUGGAAAAGGAGGACCAAUCAGAACAGUGAUGACGAAGGGAGUGGCUGGCAUCGGGAAAACAGUGUUAACACAGAAGUUCAGUCUGGACUGGGCUGAAGGCAGAACCAACCAGGACAUCCAGUUCCUGCUUCCAUUCACCUUCAGAGAGCUGAAUGUGCUGAGAGAGGAGAAGUUCAGCUUGGUGGAACUAGUUCAUGGAUUCUUCUCUGAAACCAAAGGAAUCUGCAGUUUUGAAGACUUCCAGGUCGCAUUCAUCCUUGACGGUCUGGAUGAGUGUCGACUUCCUCUGGACUUCCACAAACCUACAAUCGUCAGUGACCCCAGAAGGUCCACCUCAGUGGACGUGCUGCUGACAAACCUCAUCAGGGGGAACCUGCUUCCUUCUGCUCGUCUCUGGAUCACCACCCGACCCGCAGCAGCCAAUCAGAUACCUCCUUACUGUGUUGACAUGGUGACAGAAGUCAGAGGGUUCACUGACCCACAGAAGGAGGAGUACUUCAGGAAGAGGAUCAGAGAUGAGGAGGAGGCUAAAACGGUCAUCACACACAUCAAGACAUCACGGAGCCUCCACAUCAUGUGCCACAUCCCAGUCUUCUGCUGGAUCACUGCUACGGUCCUGGAGAACGUCCUGAAAACCAGAGAGGGAGGGGAGUUGCCCAAGACCCUGACUGAGAUCUACAUCCACUUCCUGGUGGUCCAGGCCAAAAUGAAGAAGGUCAAGUAUGACGGAGGAGCUGAGACGGAUCCACACUGGAGUCAAGAGAGCAGGACUAUGAUGGAGUCUCUGGGCAAACUGGCUUUUGAGCAGCUGCAGAAAGGAAACCUGAUCUUCUAUGAACCAGACCUGAGAGAGUGUGGCAUCGAUGUCAUAGAGGCUUCAGUGUACUCAGGAGUGUUCACCCAGAUCUUUAGAGAGGAGAGCAGCCUGUACCAGGUCCAGGUCUUCUGCUUCAUCCACCUGAGUUUCCAGGAGUUUCUGGCUGCUCUUCAUGUCCAUCAGACCUUCAUCAAGUCUGGAGUCAACCUGCUGGAAGAUCAACUAACAACUCACCGUUUUUCAACAGGUUUCUAUCCGAGAGCUGUGGACAAGACCUUACAGAGUCCAAACGGACAUCUGGACUUGUUCCUGCGCUUCCUCCUGGGUCUUUCACUGGAGACCAAUCAGAACCUCCUACGAGGUCUGAUGACAUCAAACCAAAGAAGUUCACAGAACAAUCAGGAAACUAUCAAAUACAUCAAGGAGAAGAUCAGUGAGGACCUGUCUGCAGAGAGAAGCAUCAACCUGUUCCACUGUCUGAAUGAACUGAACGAUCGGUCUCUGGUGGAUGAGGUCCAAAAGUCCCUGAGGUCUGGACGUCUCUCCAGAGAUAAACUGUCUCCUGCUCAGUGGUCAGCUCUUGUCUUCAUCUUACUGUCAUCAGGAGAUCUGGAGGUGUUUGACCUGAAGAAGUUCUCAGCUUCAGAGGAGGCUUUACGGAGGCUGUUGCCGGUGGUCCAAGCCUCCAAGAAAGUUCUACUGAAUCGCUGUAACCUCUCAGAGGACAUCGGUCCAGUUCUGUCCUCAGUUCUCAGCUCUCAGUCCUCCAGUCUAACAGAACUGGACCUGAGUCACAACGACCUGCGGGACUCUGGACUGGAGAAGCUGUGUCCUGGACUGGAGAGUCCACACUGUAAACUGGAGUCUCUCAGACUGAGUGGCUGUAACCUCUCAAAGGACAUCUGCCCAGUUCUGUCCUCAGUUCUCAGCUCUCAGUCCUCCAGUCUGAUAGAACUGGACCUGAGCAACAACGACCUGCAGGAUUCUGGACUGGAGAAGCUGUGUCCUGGACUGGAGAGUCCACACUGUAAACUGGAGUCUCUCAGGCUGUCAGGCUGUCUGAUCUCAGAGGAAGAAAGUGCUUCUCUGAUCUCAGCUCUGACCUCCAACCCCUCCCACCUGAGAGAGCUGGACCUGAGCUACAACCAUCCAGGGGAGUCAGCAGGGAAGCGUCUGUCUGCUGGACUGGAUGAUCCCCGCUGGAGGCUGGACACUCUCAGGGUGGAGCCUGCUGGACAACGAUGGUUAAGACCAGGUCUGAGGAAGUAUUCCUGUCAACUCACCAUCGACACCAACACGGUCCACAACAACAUCAAACUGUCUGAUGACCAAAGGAAGAUGAUGUAUGUGUGGACGGAUCAGUCAUAUCCUGAUCAUCCAGACAGGUUUGAUGUUCAUCCUCAGCUGCUGUGUAGAGAAGUUCUGACGGGCCGCUGUUACUGGGAGGUGCAGUGGAGCAGAAAUGUUUCUGUUUCAGUGAGUUAUAGAAAAAUCAGCAGGAGAGGAAACUCUGGUGACUGUAGGUUUGGAAGAAACGAUCAUUCCUGGAGUCUGGACCGUUAUCUAGAUGGUCAGUACUAUGUCUGGCACAAUAAGAGAGAAACAUCCAUCAUCUCCUCAUCUCCAUCUUCAGACUCUGGCAGAGUAGCAGUGUACGUGGACGUUCCUGCUGGAACUCUGUCCUUCUAUGAAGUCGUCUCUGACAGACUGAUCCACCUCCACACCUUCAACACCAACUUUACUGAACCUCUCUGUCCUGGAUUUGGAGUCUGGUCCUGGUCCAGGUUUGGGUUUGGUUCCUCAGUGUCUCUGUGUCCAGUUUAGUCUCAAGAGUCCUGUCAGAGAAAACUGUUGGAUCCUGGACUUGGACUCUGGUUCUGGUUCCUCAGUGUCUCGAUGAUGAUGAUGAUGAUGAUGAUGAUGAUGAUGAUGAUGAUGAUAAUGAUAAUGAUCACCGAUUUUCUUUAGUUUUGUUUAUUGUGUUUUUAUUUGAUCUUUGUCACAUUUAAACAUUAAAUCAUUUACUGGAUUGUUGAUGUUUGAUCAGAAAUUACAUUUUUAUCUCAUUUUUCUUGUUUUAUUCUUGAUUCGAUCUCUAAAUGUUUUUAUGUUUAACUUUACGUUUAGAUUCUUAAAAUCUUGUUUGUUCCCUGAAAGAAAGUUUGAGCUUCAAAUCUAAACAUUUCCAUUUUACAUUCAACUU